AUGAUUCGAAGGGUACCUGCAGAUGUGCAGGCCGUUGUUUCACCACUCUCCGUCAUUCUAGCUUUGGCUAUGGUCCAAGCAGGUGCGAGGGGAAGAACAAAGACGCAAAUCAAUGAGCUGAUUUCAAAGGUGCCAAAAUGCCUUUUGCUCAAGAAACAAUUAAGCUACUUUCCAGAAGCUAACGAUCAAGCCAUCCAAAAUUUUUACUCUGAUCUUUCGAAAGAUGUUCUUAACUUUACCGAAGGAGUACAGACAAAGAUUGCAAAUGCGUUUUUCAUGGAGCAAAAGUAUGCAGCUAAGGUGGAGGCGCUUGAUUUCGGAAAACCAGCAGCUGCGGCGCAAGUAUGA
Molecule: messenger RNA, 348 nt
Organism: Strongylus vulgaris
Lineage: Eukaryota; Metazoa; Nematoda; Chromadorea; Rhabditida; Strongylidae
Source: the annotation of a GenBank genome assembly